CGAUUGGGCUAGCCUAGAGCUCGUAGACCCAUGGCCGACCCAACCCAACCCGCCGCACGGGCUCCGCGGCUGGGUCACCCGAUUUUUUAUAAAUCCGCCGGCCGUCGUCCAAGAAGGAAGAGGAGCAGGGCAAGAGCACCACAGCACACCACAGACCCUCCUCCCUUCUCCCCUCCUCCUCGAUUCCAAUCAUAGGCCGGCUCGAGGUGCCGCCCAGUUCAACGGGGCGCGCAUUCUUUACUACCACUGCUUCCCCUCCUCCCGAAUCAUUGUAUACUCGCAGCGGUUUGGCUCGGCCGCGAUUCUUUAGCAGCUUAAUUUUAUUUUUGUUCUGUCUCUCUGGUAAGGAGGAAAGAAUAGUAGUGGCCUUGUCUCUCCGGCCGGUUGGCCGGUGCAGGUGCGUUAAUGGCGGUUGACCGCCCCGCACCCUCCCCCUCGCGCCUUUAAAUCGGGCGGGAGCCACUGAAAGAGCUUCUGUUCUUGAUCCGCACUCUGUUCUAGUGUUCUUGAUCUGUCCGUCCAUCUUCAGAACCAUCACGAGCAACCUCGCCCGUCUUUUCUAAGCAGUACAAUGGCGCCGGGAGAGAAGACGACGAUCCUGGUGGCGAGGAAGGGCCGGCUGCGGCAGCGCUACGACGGCGAGUACCGCCUCGUGGCGGGCUGCGUGCCGUACCGCGUCGGCGCGGACGGCCAGCCCGAGCUGCUCAUGGUCUCCACGCCCAACAGGGACGACCUCGUCUUCCCCAAGGGCGGGUGGGAGGACGACGAGGACGUACACGAGGCGGCGUGCCGCGAGGCGCUGGAGGAGGCCGGCGUGAAGGGCACCAUCAACAGAACCGCGCUGGGGAUGUGGGUGUUCAGGAGCAAGAGCAGCCCGGUGAGCGGCGACAGCCCCCGGGGCGCCUGCAAGGGCUACAUCUUCGCGCUGGAGGUCGCCGAGGAGCUCGAGCAAUGGCCGGAGCAGGACACGCACGGCAGGCAGUGGGUCUCACCGGCGGACGCGUACCGCCUGUGCCGGUACGACUGGAUGCGCGAGGCGCUGUCGGCGCAGCUUGACCGGCUGGCGGAGGCGAAGCCCGCCGCGCCGGAGCUGGAUGACCACAGCGGCGUGUACAUGAUGGUGAAGGCGGCCGCUGCCACCGCCGACCGAGCGGUGGCUCUCUGCUAGCUGAUCUCAGUGUCAAGCAAUGUCUAGUAGCAAUCAGAAACCGUCUGAUGACUCAAUGAUUCCCGCGUCUUUUUGGUGGUGUUGUUGUACCCUGCAGUUAGUGUUGGGAAUAAACCCAGCCUGUGUGCGUGCAUGGCUGGCGUCUAGCUCAGCGGCGUGUCUGUGCGUGCGCGGGCGGCAAGUUUGGCGGCGCGUGCGUACGUGUGGCUGGUGGGUAGAGUGGCGCAUCGCGUGUGUGCGUGAGCGCAAGCAUCUUGUGCGGUGGCGCGUGUGUAUGCGUAGUCGAUGUGUGUGUGCUGCACGUUAGAGGAGUUAGUCUUAGUUAGUUAUCUAGUCAGUGCAUGGAUAAGUGCUCACCAAUGGAUGGAUGCUGGAGCUGUACGUUGCAGCUAAGGCAUGAAGACGUGGGGCAUCGUAUGCUGCUGAAGAUCAGGAUCCUGGAGAGGAGUGCGUGUGCUGCGCCGUGUGAGAGCGCCGGGUCUUCAGGAUAUGCAUGGCUGCAUGCAUCAGUAGUGGAGCACGUUGUUGCGUGGCUCACGAUCAGUUUGUUACUACUACGUGCGUGUUGGAAGGCUACAUAAGCCAUGUACUGCUCGGCUGUAGAGAGUCGGGUGCUGUGUGUGUUGUAGUGGUUGUUUACCCGGUGUUUGUUGCAUCAAUACAGUAGAGUGCAGCGUAUGCGCGCUGUGGCGUUUGGGUGCUA
Messenger RNA from Panicum hallii, 1871 nucleotides. RefSeq names its product nudix hydrolase 13, mitochondrial-like. Gene Ontology annotation, cellular component: nucleus; cytoplasm. The coding region runs from base 572 to 1168 and encodes 198 amino acids. The record is from RefSeq and is a predicted model, not a curated record. The transcript has 5 exons. Gene Ontology annotation, molecular function: pyrophosphatase activity. Lineage: Eukaryota; Viridiplantae; Streptophyta; Magnoliopsida; Poales; Poaceae.